AUGGUAUUGCUUCCUCGUGUUGGUAGAGAAUUCCAGGCUGAAAUUCCAGACCUAAUAAGAGGACCUGAGUACAGUAGCUAUCUGAACCGGCCGGUUGACACAGAAAACAAAGAUCAUGUGCCCUUUGAUUUUUUUGUGGGAUUACCAGUACCAGUCACAUUGAUCAGAGAUAUCAGCACUGUCUCAGAGAAAAAGAAAGAUGAAAGGCUGGACUUUUCUGCACAAUCAACUGACUCGCUUCCAAAAGAUCCAUGUUACGUUUUGGUUCCUGGGGUCUGCCGUGAUUUAUGGAAUGAUACAGAAGAGGCAAGCUUUCUUCUUGGCUUGUACCUCUUUAAGAAGAAAUUUGUUGAGCUGAAGAAAUUCGUUGGGAAUAAAAAAAUGGGAGAAAUAUUGUUUUUCUACUACACGGUGUUUUAUAAGUCCUCUAGAUUCAAUAGAUGGUCAACGUGUAGUGAAGGCAGAAAAGGGAAGCGUGCAUAUGGCACAUGGUUAUUCAAAGGUUUCAGGCAUCAGGAACUAUUAUCUCGUCUGCAUCCUCAGGUCUCCGAGGAAAGGCAGAAACUGCUGAGGGAGGUGACUGAAAAAUAUGCAGAGAAGGACAUGUCACUAACUGAAUAUGUGUUCUCUAUAAAAUCUAUUGUUGGGUUAGAAACCUUUGUUAAUUCAGUUGCCAUCGGAAAAGGGAACCAAGAUCUAACAAGCAUUGUCCGUAGGCCUGGGCGGAUACCUGUUGGUGAAGCAUGUUCCAAUCUUGAACAUGCUGAGAUUGUGAAGAUUCUAACUGGAAAUUGUCGUUUAACCAAAGUUCAGUGUAGUGAUUUGUUCUGGGAAGCCGUCUGGCCCUGUUUACUGGCAAGAGGAUGGCACUCAGAACAGCCAAAAAACAAAGCUUCUCUGGUCUUUCUUCCUCCUUGUGUUGAGAAGUUUUCAAGAAAACUAGUUAAAGGAAACCAUUAUUUUGAAUCUCUUAAAGAUGUCUUGAGUAAAGUUGGUUCUGAACCAGAGCUUCUUCAGCUUGACACUUAUAAUGAUGCAGGGGAGAAGAAAGAAGAGAAGGGGUUGAUUGUGGAGACCAAGGAGCAGCAAAAUUUGCCUAAGAAGCGUCGUUUUUCUUUGCAGCCUCAAUCUCAAAUUUGUGAUAUGGAUAAUGUAACUCAUACAAGCCUCGAUAAUGGAAAAUCUGUCAAAUUCAAAAAAUUGAAAACUUUGCCAUCAGAAAUGAUAAUUGUUUCCCAACACAGUGAGGAGGAUACUUCUUUUGUCUCAACUAUUAAAUCCAAUUGCAUCCAAAACGUGUCGGUGGAUCAGCAAACAAGUAGUUCAAACCAACUUGUUCGGAUUGAUGGUCCGGAAAUCAUAAAGAAAGCAGAAAAGCAAAAGAAGUUGUACGGCGACAAGCAGGCACCAGAACUAGUAGAUAUUCAGUUGAGCCAAAAGCUGAAGAGAGAUAAUCUUGAUAAUUUACUUUCAGUCAGGGGAAGUCACAGGACUACAACUGCUUGUACUAAUGAGGAGAUAGGUUCCGACAGGAGCACAUUCCCAUUGGUUCCGAGAUUUGGAAACCCUUGUGGGAGCACUACUAGAGCUUCUCAAGAUGAUGAUUCUUAUGAUCAAGAAAAUUCUCAAUCUGGCAUGUUCAUGACAAAUUUAGCAAACGUGCAAGAUGAUAUCACGAGCACCCAACAGGAUGCUUGCUGUGCACUUCAAACCUCUGCAGAUAAGAUUGCUCCUGAGCAGCCUAUUUACAUGAACUCUAGGAGACAAAGUACCAGGAAUAAACUACCAACUGCAAGAGCUCUUGAAGCCCUGGUAGAUGGAGAUUUAACAGUGAAGAGAAGGCGGAAGUAG
This is a messenger RNA of Daucus carota subsp. sativus, 1851 nucleotides long. RefSeq lists its product as uncharacterized. Gene Ontology annotation, molecular function: transcription corepressor activity. The transcript is spliced from 2 exons. The record is from RefSeq and is a predicted model, not a curated record. Lineage: Eukaryota; Viridiplantae; Streptophyta; Magnoliopsida; Apiales; Apiaceae. Bases 1 to 1851 code for a protein of 616 amino acids. Gene Ontology annotation, cellular component: nucleus.